AUGAAUUAUAUUCACUUUUUACUUCUCUGUUGCCCAAAUUUAGAAUCUAUUGAAUUUCUUUUUAAUUCGAAGUUGAAAACCGAUUUUUAUAGCUACUCGUGCUCUUACGAAUCUAUUUUUGAAGGCUUUGUUCCUUCAAUUUCACCAGAAGAAUAUGUUACAAAUCUUGAAUUAUUUUUCACUGCAAUUAUUGAUUUUCUCAAAAAUCUAGAAAAGGGUGGUAAAAAUUUGAAAAUUAAAAUAGAAUUUUAUUCAACAUUUCCUGCUGAUACUUUUGAUCUUAUUCCUACGGAUAAUAAACUUUUUUAUAUGGGAAAACGUAUCGAAAUCAAAAAUAUUCAUCCGACACGAGGCAUUUAUUCUUGCGCGACUCCACAAUUUAUUGGACGUAACAUUGAAGUUGUUGAUUCUAUUGGAAGACAACAUGAAUGUUUUGUUAAAAUACUUUCUGAAAAACAGGAGGAGGAUUAUUAUAUUAAUGAUGAUUAUGAUAAUUAUUUCAAUGGAGGAUAUGGUUUUGACGAAUAUGCAUAUAUUGACGCAUAUUCUCUUGAUCCACACAAUAUUUAUAUGUGUUGA
Messenger RNA from Meloidogyne enterolobii, 579 nucleotides. NCBI's taxonomy places the organism in Eukaryota, Metazoa, Nematoda, Chromadorea, Rhabditida, Meloidogynidae. The record is from the annotation of a GenBank genome assembly.